UAGCGGUAUCUUCUUUUACCCUGCUUGAGGGUCCCACUUGGAAACCUCGUUCUCUUCACAGAAACUUGGUGUUAUAAAUUUAAAAGCGGGUGGAAAGUGUUGUCUGAAGCUAAAUGUCUUGAAAAAUACUUGCUGGGAAUUCAAAUCUUAGAAGGCUAUUUCGAUCGAGCGGAAACAGUAUACGCCUUCGUUUUUUUACCUAUAUAAUUGGACUGAGUCCCCUCUCAUCUUCAGAGAAUUGAAAUUUAAAUUUCAACGUGUUGGUAGAUCGAACCAAACUUUAAAUCCAAACAAAAAAUCAACUGCAAGUGUUUUUUUUAUUUACUCAAUUUUCGGAUAUGCCAAAAGAAAUAAUUGCGCUUUGGCAUCAACAAUAUUUUUUUCUGUCACAAUUCGGUUCUGUUUUACUGAUCAUUCAGUACAAAUUACUAAGAUACAGCAGACAAGUCCACAUUUCAGAAUGAAAAUCACAGUUAAAUCCGGGGCGGGAAAGUCCACUUAUCUCAUAGCCACCGUUUAGAUACCUCAACGGAGAAGAUUUUUGAGCGACAAUAGUGGUGUCGAAGCAGGUGGAGGUCUCCGCCCCAUCAAGCGGGUUGAGAAUUGCCGGUGUCAAGCCAACGGUCCAGAGUCUCUGAAUUUUCUGAUUCACUGACCAGUUCACUCCAGGAAGGAAAUGGGUCCACUCGUAAAACAAAUAAAGCUCUGUUCCUGUUCUAACCUUGGCAACAAGCAAAAUUCUAGCUGUCGAUUUGGGGGUUCAUUGCAAUCCUUGCCAAGCAGAUUCAAAUCUCUGGUCGUAUAGAUAGCGGCGUGGUCUAGUCACCAAGGAAGUUCCUUUCCGUUUAGCCGGCCCUUGGUGUCCUUUCGGACCGCCAAGAUGACAAGGCGUUUGUUUUUUCCUCUGCUGGCUCUCUCACUGUGGUCAUUAGCCACUGCAGGUGAAGUGGACAAAACCUGCAACAUUAUAAAAGAGACUGCCGCCAUCAAUGAAUUCGUGUGGGAUCUGCCCAUCCUGGACAGCAAUCCCAUAGUUCUCUGGUUCUCAGUCUACGCACAAAGCAAUGUGUACAUCGCUCUAACAGCGGACUAUGCACCCAAAACUGACGUUCCCAUGUACGUUAUCGUUAUUGGUGGCUAUCGCAACACGCUCUCCUACAUAUCUAAGUGCCGUGACUGCGAGCCUCUAGCGGUGGCAGAGGGGGAAAGCCUGCAGUGUAACCGACUGAACGAGUAUUGGGUUCGCUAUGAAGACCGAUAUCUCAAGGUGGGCCACAGCGGCCGGAGGCAGCCGUUCCUCAAGUACGCCGUGCCGGAGGACGAUUUUGCUCCACGCUACGUCGGUUACUCGACUAGCUACCUCGGCCAAGGAAUGUUCACUUUCGCCUUUGAUAAAACAGGAUUUCACAGAUACAGCGAAGUGGUGUACUGGACCGGAGAUCCAUUCUGCUUGGAUUGGAUUCUAAAUGAGCUCCCCAACGGCCUGUCGGAAUUCUGCUUCCAAGCCAAAGCCGAACAGGGGCCGAUCUACCUGGUGCUCAGCCCACAGCGGUUUAGGAACCCCGGCCAAGCAGCCUACGAAAUAGUGAUCGGUGAAUCAGAGAAUUCCAAGACUGUGGUCCACACCGUCGUGCGCGGUGAUGUCGCCAUUGCCUCGGCCGAGACACCGGCUAUCCUCAACAGGCUUGCCUUCGCGGAGUACUGCAUCACCUUCGAGCCACUGAUAAUCACCUUUGGCACCGCCAGUCGCAAUAACAUCUUCUCUUGGGAGAGAGAUCCAAACAUACCUAUCAAGCACGUGGGCUUUGCUGGGGGUCUGAUACCAGCUGCUUUCCGUUUCCAACUUGAGUUCAUUUCGAAAUAUCAGCAAGACAUAAUAAAUUUACCCCCAGAGCCACCCGUGGGUGAAGACAAAUGCCGUCAAAUGCCAAGUCCCUGUGGAGAGAACGGUGUUUGCUAUGAAGACCACUCAUUGUCGAGUGGCUUUCGUUGCGAGUGCAUGAAUAACUUUCAAGGAGAACGCUGUGAUGUGCCACCUGCCGGCGGUAGUGACCUUGAAGCUACCACUAGACCCCCGACGCCAAGACCAAAAGUUACCACAAGACCCCCGGCGCCAAGACCAAGAGAUCCUUGCUCUCCUACCAAUCCCUGUCAGAACGAAGGAAAGUGUCGCAGAGACGGAGCUUCUAGUUACUCUUGCGAAUGCAAGGACGGAUACACUGGGACAAAUUGCGAAACCGAAAUACCUGACCCCUGUUCCAGCGAACCUUGCCUGAAUGGAGGAACGUGCGAGCGUGGACUGGGAGGCAGCUACAGGUGUGGUUGUCCUCCUGGCUAUAGUGGAUUCAACUGUGACAUCGAGCCAGAGGAUCCCUGUAAAAGUGACCCUUGCGGGAACAAUGGAAUGUGCAAAAAAACUGGGACAUUUAGCUAUAUGUGCACUUGCACCAAUGGCUACAGUGGAUUCAACUGCGAAAUUGAACCAGUGAAACCUCCCAGCGGUAGUGAACUUGAAGCUACCACAAGACCCCCAGCGCCAAGACCAAGAGAUCCUUGCUCUCCUACCAAUCCCUGUCAGAACGAAGGAAAGUGUCGCAGAGACGGAGCUUCUAGUUACUCUUGCGAAUGCAAAGACGGAUACACUGGGACAAAUUGCGAAACCGAAAUACCUGACCCCUGUUCCAGCGAACCUUGCCUGAAUGGAGGAACGUGCGAGCGUGGACUUGGAGGCAGCUACAGGUGUGGUUGUCCCCCUGGCUAUAGUGGAUUCAACUGUGACAUCGAACCAGAGGAUCCCUGUGAAAGUGACCCUUGCGGGAACAAUGGAAUGUGCGAAAGAAAUGGGGAAUUUAGCUACAUGUGCACUUGCACCAAUGGCUACAGUGGAUUCAACUGCGAAAUUGAACCAGUGAAACCUCCCAGCGGUAGUGAACUUGAAGCAAAACCCGACCAUUUGGGUGAAUGCCCUGUUUUCCCUAAGGAUGUCGCAGGAAUCUGCAUUAGCAACUGUGCGGCGGAUAAUGACUGCAAAAAGACAGAAAAAUGUUGUUCCAACAGUUGCGGGAAGGUUUGCCAAAAAGCAUGUACACCGGUACGAUGCAGGAUGGAUUGUCAACAUGGUUUCAAGAGAAACGGCAACGGGUGUGAAAUAUGCGAAUGCAAAGCAUCGACUGAAGAGAUUCCACCGAAAGAAACCCCAGAAGACACAAAAGUUUGUCCUGAGCCACAGUGUAGUCAGGAAUGCCCAGGAGGAUUCGAAAAGGACGCAUAUGGCUGUAAAAUGUGUGACUGCAUAGAGAUUACAGAGGGAGGUGAGGACGAGGAGGAAGAGGAGGAAGAGCCUGAAGGUCAGGUUCUUGAAACGACCGGAGGCAGCAAGGAAAUCGUCAUCAGUAACGAGGUAAACACCCAGCAGGAGCAACUAUUCGUCAUCGACCCUAACGACAUGUUGAAGUUUACACUGUCAUCAGGGGAUGGAGACCUGACCAUUGCUGUGCUGGGAACGGUGGUGGAACUUUUGGACUCUCACGACAACGUGAUGAGAAUCGUGAAACUGCCAACGUGGUGUCUGCAUCACAAAGAAAUCAAUUUUGCCGUAAACUUCAUCACCACUGGCUUUAAAGUACUGAUAAUAACAUCAUCUGGAGAAGAAAGAUUACUGACGAAGUACGAAAAGAGGAGCAAGAAGAAAUUCACCUGCAAAUCUCUGAGAUUGACAUCAAAGAAAAAGAAGAGGUGCAGGGUGAGAUACAAGCACAAGAGGAGACGUCGAGGUAGAAGAGGCAGAAAAGGAAAACUGCGAAAAUUUCUGAAGAAAAGACUAAGGAAAAAACGGAAAGUUUGUCCUAAGGUACGGUGUAGUCAGGACUGCCCAGGAGGAUUUGAAUUGGACACGAAUGGCUGUCAGAUGUGUGAUUGCGUAGAGAUUACAGAGGGAGGUGAGGACGAGGAGGAAGAGGAGGAAGAGCCUGAAGGUCAGGUUCUUGAAACGACCGGAGGCAGCAAGGAAAUCGUCAUCAGCAACGAGGUAAACACCCAGCAGGAGCAACUAUUCGUCAUCGACCCUAACGACAUGUUGAAGUUUACACUGUCAUCAGGGGAUGGAGACCUGACCAUCGCUGUGCUGAAAACUGCAGUGAACAUUUUAGACUCGAAGGAAAAAGUGGUGAAAAGCGUGGAAUUGCCAGCAUGGUGUGUGCAGUACCAACAACUAAAUUUUGCCAUAAACUUCAUCACCACUGGCUUCAAAGUACUGAUAAUAACAUCAUCUGGAGAAGAGAGAUUACUGACGAAGUACGAAAAGAAGAGCAAGAAGAAAUUCACCUGCAAAUCUCUGAGAUUGACAUCAAAGAAAAAGAAGAGGUGCAGGGUGAAAUACAGCCACAGAAGGAGACGUCGAGGCUCAUCCAGAAGGAAGAAGUUUAAGAAAAAAUCGUAUGUGAAGAAGACGAAAGGGAGUAGCUCCUCUAGAAAGAAGAAGUACAAGAAAAAGUCCUAUGUGAAGAAGACGAAAGGCAGUAGCUCCUCCAGAAAGAAGAAGUACAAGAAAAAAUCCUAUGUGAAGAAGACGAAAGGCAGUAGCUCCUCCAGAAAGAAGAAGUACAAGAAAAAAUCCUAUGUGAAGAAGGCGAGAGGCAGUAGUGAGUUUGACAGUUUCAUUAAUUCCAAUUUCCGUUACGUAGGGAGUUUCAAAAGAGAGUUGCGAGUACUCAUUUUCCUGUGAGUUACAUCUUUUCAAUGAAAUAUUUGUGAUAGUCAUGCCACACUGCAGUCUACUGCAGUAAUUAUAUAUCUUAGUUUGUCACUUUGAAGCAAUGCUUUUCAACUAUACUUGAAUACCAUGACUUAAGAACUGCAGUUUUGCAAACUGAAGUGAGAAAUCUUAUAGAACGAAACUGUACCACAGGGUGAAAUGCGACCGAGCUGAUUGAAAUUGAUAAGAUUUGUACAUCAGCAAAUACCGAUAUUGCUUUGCGGCAGUCCGUUAUACGUGGUGUUAGGAUAAUCCUGGAGUUGUGCAGAUGUGCCGUUUGGCUAUUACUGUCUUUGUAGCCGUAAUACGGUUUCUCGUUCAGAUACUUUUUUAAGGACGAUCUGGACUUUCUUAUUAUUUUAUUUUCUGGCUCCUCUAAAGGGAGGAAGUUCAAGAAAAGUGAGUCGUAUUUGUGCUUUGACUAAAAAUGUUUCGGACAUGACUGACUUCUUCUUUUAAGUUUAGUUUCUAGGUUAAUGCUUCUCUUCAUAUUAAAUUUGUUACAAGGUUAUUAUAACUUGUUCACUCUGAAUAAUUACCAAGACGCAUCUGUUAACUUAAGAACUAAUAAGGGCAGCUAUAGUGGAGCCUUUUAGAUUACGACAAAGAAUCGGAGUUUGGCUUCGCGAUAAAAACUAACAAGAUAUUAUACAUUGGUGAUUGCUCAAACUUUUGUACAACAAGCCAUUUGUACUCAU
Molecule: messenger RNA, 5451 nt
Organism: Acanthaster planci (crown-of-thorns starfish)
Lineage: Eukaryota; Metazoa; Echinodermata; Asteroidea; Valvatida; Acanthasteridae
Biological process (GO): establishment or maintenance of epithelial cell apical/basal polarity; heterophilic cell-cell adhesion; Notch signaling pathway
Cellular component (GO): plasma membrane; extracellular region; protein-containing complex
Molecular function (GO): calcium ion binding; serine-type endopeptidase inhibitor activity; Notch binding
Source: RefSeq, a predicted model, not a curated record